AUGAGUUCCAUCGGUACCGGUUACGAUCUCGCUGCUUCGACCUUCUCUCCAGAUGGUAGAAUUUUCCAAGGUAACAAAUAAGCUCAUUAUUGACUUGGAAAACGUCUUUUUGCAGUUGAAUAUGCGCAGAAGGCCGUUGAUAAUGCGGGAACGAUGAUUGCGAUCCGUGGAAAGAACGGAAUCGUGAUUGUCGCCGACAAACUUAUCUCCUCGAAACUGUACACUGACGUAUGUUCUCCGCAUUUCAUGAAUCGGGUAGAAUUUGUCAAUUCAGAACGCGAAUCCGAGGAUGUUCAAUGUCAACGACAACGUUGGAAUCGGAAUCGCUGGAAACUACCCGGACGGUUUCUCGCUGAAAAACUACGCCUACGGAGAGGCGAUGAAGUGGCUGAAAGACUACCGUGAGCCGAUGCCAGUGCAGAACAUUGCCAACUCGGUCGCCGAGUACAUUCACAUUCACACUCUCGGCAUCAGUCGUCCAUUCGGAGCUGGAGCAUUCUUCACUUCGUGGAGCAAACUAGAGGGAGGCCGCUUGUUCCUCGUCGAGCCGUCUGGUCUCAACUAUGAGUACAAGGCUUGGGCCGUCGGAAAGCAUCGACAGGCAGCAAAGGCUGAGAUCGAGAAGCUGAAAAUCGACGAGUUGGACGUGAACCAUCUGGUGAAGGAAGCAGCCCGAAUCAUCAUUUCCAUUCGUGACGAGAACAAGGACAAGAAUGUGCAGAUCGAGAUGGGAUGGGUCGGAGAGCACACGAAAGGAAAGUACGAGCCAGUGCCCGAUGAGAUCGUCACUGCCGCCGAAGAGUGGGCCGCCGCCAAGCUCGACGAGGACGACAUGGAAGAUUGA
This is a messenger RNA of Caenorhabditis sp. 36 PRJEB53466, 844 nucleotides long. The record is from the annotation of a GenBank genome assembly. Lineage: Eukaryota; Metazoa; Nematoda; Chromadorea; Rhabditida; Rhabditidae.